Molecule: messenger RNA, 3517 nt
Organism: Rosa chinensis
Lineage: Eukaryota; Viridiplantae; Streptophyta; Magnoliopsida; Rosales; Rosaceae
Product: G-type lectin S-receptor-like serine/threonine-protein kinase RKS1
Exons: 8
Coding region: 50-2581 (843 amino acids)
Biological process (GO): protein phosphorylation; recognition of pollen
Molecular function (GO): ATP binding; protein serine/threonine kinase activity
Source: RefSeq, a predicted model, not a curated record
UACAAAGUAGAAGAAUUGUCCAGAAGAUCAACCAGCUCAAGUAUUCAAAAUGAGAAACAAGAUGCCAUUGGUUCAUUCCUACAGAAUUGAAAAUGCAGAGAAAAUGGUUUUGAAAGCUCUGCUUCUCUUCCUCCUCUUUCAGUUCUGCACUUGCAGGGACACCAUGAGAGGGAACGGAGAACAAUUGAAGGAUGUUGAUGGUGACUAUUUAGUGUCCAAAGAAAGCAAGUUUGAAUUGGGUUUCUUCAGCCCUGGAAAUUCUAGCUACCGGUAUGUUGGAAUUUGGUAUUCUCAGACUAGAGUAUCUGAAAAAACAGUGGUGUGGGUUGCAAACAGAAACAAUCCCAUCAAUGAUACCUCUGGUGUGCUCACAUUUAACAGGUAUGGAGAACUAGUCCUUUAUGCUCACAACAUGGAGAGUAUUCCUAUAUGGUCUACACAUGUGUCGCAGUCGGUCCAAAAUGUUAACACAAGCACUUUAUCUGCACAGCUUUUGGAUACAGGAAAUUUAGUUGUGUUCCAGGAUGAUAAUAAUGAUAUCUUUAUAUGGCAAAGUUUUGAUUAUCCUACAGAUACUCUGCUUCCAGGAAUGAGACUUGGAUUGAAUCGGAAAACUGGGCUAGAAUGGGCUUUAACAUCCUGGAAGUCACAAGAUGACCCUGGAACUGGGGACUAUACACAUAGGCUUUAUUUGAAUCAGACUGCAACCCCCCAAUUUUUUACAUAUAAAGGUUCAAGUAAGUAUUGGCGAAGUGAUCCAGGGCCAUAUGCUACGUUGGUCACUAAUCAAGACGAAACGUAUUAUUUCCUGAAUAACACCAAUGGAAUUGCAAGAAUAAUUUUGAAUGGUUCAGAGUUACAGCGCCUUACAUGGAGUGAUGGAGACCAUCAAUGGAAGGAAACCUAUGCUGUACCGACAUUCCGGUGUGACUGGUAUGGACAUUGUGGUGCCAACAGCAAAUGUAGCCCUGACAAUAUUAGUCUGUUUGAGUGUGACUGUCUACCCGGUUUUGAACCAAAAUCUGUCAAUGAGUGGAAUCAGAAUAAUGGGUCAGAUGGAUGUGUGAGUAAGCGAAAUGAAGUUUCUAAGUGUGAGAAUGAAGAAGGGUUUGUGAAGGUCACAAGAGUUAAAAUUCCAGACAUAUCAAUAGCAGCUCGAUUGGAAGCACGUAUGAGUAACAAAGUGUGUAGGCAGAAGUGCUUGGCAAAUUGUUCUUGCACAGCAUAUAUGAGCAUUGAAAAUGAAAAAGGGGUUGCUGAUUGUUUGACAUGGUAUGAUGAUUUGAUGGAUAUUUUAGUGUACACAGAGGUUGGACGAGAUCUAUAUGUUCGUGUGGAUCGAAUCGAAUUAGCUGAGAAUUCUAGAAAAUCAAAAGGUUUCUUGGAAAGAAGGGGUAUGCUGGCUAUUCCAAUACUCUUUUCUCUGCUAGCACUGGUACUAAUCAUUAUGUUCGCUUGCUGGUGGCGUAAGAAAAAAAGGAAUACAACAGAAAUUGUGGAGGCGGAUGAACUUGAGGAAACUAAGAGACACCCCGAAUUGCAAUUUUUUGAUCUGAACACACUAAUGGCAGCCACAGAUAACUUCUCUCAUGUCAAUGAACUCGGCCAAGGUGGUUUUGGCGCUGUUUAUAAGGGUCAGUUACCAAAUGAGCAGAAGGUAGCUGUAAAAAGGUUGUCUAAAACAUCAGGACAAGGGACUGAAGAAUUCAAAAAUGAAGUUGCACUUAUAGCAAGACUUCAACACCGCAAUCUCGUAAAACUCUUAGGCUGUUGUAUAAAGGGGAAAGAACGAAUGUUAGUCCUGGAAUACAUGCCGAACAAAAGCUUGGACUCAUUUCUCUUUGAUCACACAAGACGGUCCUUCUUGGAUUGGGAAAAGCGCUUUGAAAUUAUCAACGGGAUUGCUCGUGGGAUUCUGUAUCUUCACCAAGACUCAAGAUUGAGGAUUAUCCAUAGAGAUCUAAAAACCAGUAAUGUUCUUCUAGAUGCUGAAAUGAACCCAAAAAUUUCUGAUUUUGGCAUGGCAAGAAUAUUUGACGGGGACCAAAUUCAGGAUAAAACAAACCGAGUUGUUGGAACAUAUGGCUAUAUGUCACCAGAGUAUGCAGUAUUUGGCAGAUUUUCUACUAAAUCUGAUGUCUUUAGUUUUGGGAUCAUUUUGUUAGAGGUUGUAACUGGCAAAAGAAACAAUGGUUUUUCUCAAGAGGAUCCUUCCAUGAACUUGAUAAGACACGUUUGGGAACUCUGGAGAGAAGACAGAGCCUUAGAACUUGUGGAUUCGAAUCUGGAGUCAUAUAAUUCUGAUGAGGUCAUGAGAUGCAUUCAAGUUGCGCUCUUGUGCGUGCAAGAAGAAUCAAAGGACAGGCCAGCCAUGUCUGCCAUUGUUUUCAUGUUGAGUGGUGAAACAUCUCCUCCAUCGCCUAACCAACCUGCAUAUGUUUUCAGAAGAACCUCCAGCAUUGAUGCUGAUCCAUCAGUACCAAUACGAUUAUAUUCUAUAAACGACUUGACAAUAACUGCAGAGGAAGGACAUUAUAGCCAUAUUAUUGGCUAUUCAAUGGAGAAGAGUGAUUGUCGCUAACAGCCCCCCUCAAACUUGGCGGUCCUGGAUGGACAAGUUUGGAAGAGAAAAGAAGAUGACUAGAUUUGUGAAGCGGCUUUGUUAGCAAGUCAGCUAGCUGGUCUCUGGAAGGAAUGAAGCAAACUCGGUGACUACCACGAGCAACCUUUUCAUGAACGUAGUGGUAAUCAAGCUCAAUAUGUUUCGUGCGAGCAUGGAACACAGGAUUGGAAUCCAUAUAGGUGGUGCUGAGAUUAUCACAAUGGAGCAAAAUUGGAAACUGAAUUUGGGCACCAAGCUCAUACAAUAAAUAACCCAACCAUGUUGUUUCGGCACUAGCAUGAGCAAGAGAUCUAUACUCGGACUCAGCACUAGACCGUGCUAUGGUGGGCUGCUUUUUAGAACACCAAGAGAUGAGGUUGGAACCAAGAUAGACAAGAUAGCCAGAUGUGGAGAACCGACAAUCAGGACAACCAGCCCAGUCAACAUCAGAGUAAGCCGAGAGAUGAACCGGUUGACGUUGGGGAGUGAACAACAAACCAUGACCAAGAGAACCUUUAACGUAACGGAGAAUGCGCUUGACAACUAUAAGAUGAGGGACACGAGGAUGACUCAUAAACUGGGAAACCAAGUUAACGGCAAAGGCAAUAUCAAGCCGAGUGAUGGUAAGAUACUGUAAGGACCCAACAAGCUCACGAUACAGUGUAGGAUUUGGAAGCAUAACUCCAUCAGUAGAAGUAAGAUCAGACUUGGCAGACAUGGGUGUGCUGACAGGCUUGCUGAACAAGAGAUCAUGUUUGGAGAGAAGAUCAUGAGCAUAUUUAAUUUGGUUUAUGGGCAGGCCAUGGGAAUGUUUAGUGACCUGCAACCCUAGAAAAUAAUGAAGAGGACCUAGAUCCUUGAUGUCAAAACCACGACCAAGAGCAUCAAUAAAACAUUGGAGGAGAUAAUCACUGC